Messenger RNA from Ylistrum balloti, 964 nucleotides. Its product is annotated as NADH dehydrogenase [ubiquinone] 1 alpha subcomplex assembly factor 2-like. Gene Ontology annotation, cellular component: membrane. The record is from RefSeq and is a predicted model, not a curated record. Gene Ontology annotation, biological process: mitochondrial respiratory chain complex I assembly. Lineage: Eukaryota; Metazoa; Mollusca; Bivalvia; Pectinida; Pectinidae. Bases 8 to 502 code for a protein of 164 amino acids. The transcript has 6 exons.
AAACAAUAUGCAAGCAUUUGCACGUAUUUUUCGAAAUCUAAGGAAUUCCCUUGUACUUUCAAAAUCAAAUUUUAUUGGGGAAGAUCACUUCGGAAACAAAUACUACGAAAGAAUUGCUGAUGAGAAGAGACAGAAAAAAGGUUAUCGGUAUGUGAAAUCUUAUGAUGGACAGCGUAAGGUGAACAGUGAGCUGGAAAUUCCAACAGAAUGGAAUGCAUGGCUACGAAACAGCAGGAAUAACCCUCCAACUAUUGAGGAAAUUGAAAGAAAUAAUCUGUUGAUGAUGAGAACACGACAGAGAGCGCUAGAAGUUGAUGCUGUUGAUGAUAAGGAAAAAUCAUCUCUAGUAGCGAAUAGUGAAAUGACUACGAACCUUGACUCUUCAAAAUUAAACGAGAAACAAGCACAUCCUGAUUUUGAGGACAUGGAAAUAAAAUCUGGAAUUCCAAGAAAGUUUGACUAUAAAGAUAAGGAAAAACCUAUAGACAGAACAGUUUCCUGACAUACACUGUAAUGUUCUUAUUACAUACAUAGGAUAGUUCAUAAAAUGAAUACAAGCUGAAAUUCUGAAGAAUGGGGAGUGCCAAAGCUAUGAAUACUGAUGUCCUGAAAAAAUUCUGUUAUUUAGGACUGUAGUUUGGUAGACAUGAAAAUAUUUAAAUACAACAAUUUACAGUCUUUUACCGAAGCAAAUAUGGUGUUUGGUGUGUAAUGGAAGAUAUUUAAUACUGUUGUGCAGGUUUAAAAAAAAAUAUUGGACAUCAUCUAUUUUACUGUUAACCUUUGAUAACUUUUCACGUAGGACAUCUUUGAAAUUCUUAAGGAGCAUUUGCUUGUAUAGAUGUUUGUGAUAUUGUGAUUGUAGCAGAUCAUUUUGAUGCCAAAUGGAUUAUCUCUGAAAGCUACAAGUGAUAAACUGUUUUUUAUGACUAUUUAUAAUAAACUUGGUAUAUGCAAUAUAUGA